Messenger RNA from Aegilops tauschii subsp. strangulata, 1407 nucleotides. NCBI's taxonomy places the organism in Eukaryota, Viridiplantae, Streptophyta, Magnoliopsida, Poales, Poaceae. The record is from RefSeq and is a predicted model, not a curated record.
UUCUCCCUUCCUCAUCGCCCCCUCUCACCGCAGCGAUUUCCGGUGAACGGACGACGCUUUUCCCACCAAGCCCAGCCGCUCGUCGACGGCGAGGGCUUCAUCCACCACGGGCGGCAUUAUUGGUAGCCAUUGAGGUUUUCGAUUUUGUAAGAUGGCCAAAGAGGAUUUGAACAAUGGCGUUGAUGAUUUCAUGAAUAUCUCAGGCAGGGGGUGUCAUGGCGUCAAUAAUCCCCCAAACGAGUUUGCCUCAAAGCAUGCUAUCAACCUCAGUCUUUUUGGCGGUGCAGCAAAUUUCAACAAGUGGAUGGAUGUGAAUGUGAGCCCAUCUUGCCCUCCUCGGACCAGGAGUAAAGUCAAAAAUCUCAUUGGUGAGUUUGCGUCUGGCAUGACCAACAUUCUUGGGAAACUAGUUCAGGGUUGGACAGGCUUGUCUGAGGGUGAAAGUGAUGAGGUUGGCCGGCUUUUCCGUAAUGUUGCUGCAGCUGGUGCGUCAAUACCGAUUGGUGUCCAUGGCCGAUUCGAGUACAAUAGCUCACAGGCGACUAGCGACACCUAGGAGAAUCUAUUUGAUGGCGACUCUGACUCGGGGCACGGUGAGGAUCAUGAUGAGGCUGUUGAGGCCGGUGCUGGCGUAGAUGUAGAUAUGGACAAGCCAAGUGAGGAAGAUGGUGGUGGGCAGGAUGGAACUGAAGUAGGCGCCGAUGGGCAAGACACUGGAAUUGACAAGGUAGGAGAUAAGCAUGAGGCAAAGGUCAUUGGUGGUGCUGGUGGAAGCGGAGGCAGUGUUGUUGCUCUUUCGAAGAGGGCCAUGGAGGGUGUUGGUGAUGGCGUUGAUGUCAUGCUUAAGAAGGCGAGGGUUGAUCCCAUUGUAGCCAGGAGGAGGUGUGUGCUUUUUUUUCUUUAUGAGUAAACCUUUUUUUUCAUAACAUCGUUAUCUUCCGCCGUUCUGUACAAGUAGAGGUUGAUGCUCAGCCAUCUCUGUUUGUAUGUUUUGUUAUUGUGUGGUUGUUUCUGUCCUAGUGAGGCUACUGCUGUUAGUAAAGCCACCAAAUCCAAGGUUGUGUCAACACCUACCCGCUCAUCUCCCCAAUUAUUAAGUUUUCAACCUACUGAGUUGUUGCCUGCCCAUGAGCCUAUUGGUACCGCUACUCGUACUUCUCCUCAUCUAGUAGAGUCAAAAAGGGGGACCCUGUUAUUCUCCAAGAUAGGAGGGGUGUUUUGAAGAGGUACGAAAUUUAGUCAUCCAGUCAUGGCAUUUUUAUUUGCAGUGUCAUGGCAGUUUUAUCUAUUCAUACAUGGCAUUUUUAUUCACAGUGUCAUGGCAUUUUUCAUGUCAUCGAGACUUUUUUCAUCUAUCCAUACUUGACACUGCACUUUUUUGUAGUAGCUUUUGUCAGGGCUUUUUCU